AUGUAUAAACCUGACCGAUACAGGGAUAGUGUAUCCUGGCAAUCAUAUCGAGCCGUUCCUUCACUAACUUCAGUGGAGCAAAGGAAUCCGGAGGAAACGAGACCAACUGCUAAAGCAUUACCUCGCUAUGUUAUAUAUGCUUGUAAUAUUAUGAUAAUGGUUACUGGCACGGCAUCGUUAGCUAUGGGAGCAUGGCUUCGUACAGAUUCACGAUUUAGUGAUUUCCUCUCCCAACGGUAUAGGAAUGUUGUAGAGGAAGCAUUCUGGCAGGCUCCUACUUUGUACGUUUUUUCCUACAUUUUGAUUAUCGUUGGGAUGUGCAUGGUGGUUGUUGGUAUGGUUGGUUGUUGUGGUGCAUCUACCGAUUCUCGAAUACUUCUUUUCAUAUAUGCAGUAGCAGUAUGCAUCCUUAUGCUGUGCACUAUUUCCUCGGAAAUUUACCUUAUCUUCAGAAAGUAUGGUAUUGAUGUUGAAGUGUCGGAUGCGUUAACGUAUAUGGUUCAAAAUUAUUAUCAAGGAGCAGGAAUUGUUCAGGAAAGUUUAGAUCGAUUACAGCAAGCAUUCCGAUGCUGUGGUAAUGCGGGUUGUAGUGACUUUCGAUUUUUGCAUCAAGAUGUUCCGCGUUCAUGUGACAUCAGGUGUGACGGUUGUCAUUAUCGUAUAAUGGCUGCAUUGCGCAUUGGUUUUUCUAUUGCAUUCGUUAUCUUUGCCAUCGUUAUUAUUGCUGAGCUUGUCGCAGUCUCAUCUGCACUGAUCCUCGUGAUUAGAUCAAGAAGUUCUGCGAGAGUUUGGUUGCCUAAAAUGAAAUGCCACAGAAAUCACUGCGGGAACAAAUAUUACUCGUAUGCACCUGAUCAGUAUCUGGAUUUGAAUUCACUGCGAAGUGAUGACUGUCCCGUGCCAGGCUGUCAUCAUUCUGACCAGCUUACUUCGCAUCAAAAAUACUGAGAGAUUCUAAUCAUUUCAGUACAUUUCGAGUUUUUUUUCUUUUCCGAGUGGUUCCAUCAUCUCUUAUGAAACAAAUUUCACCAAGUUUUUUUCCUUCGAAUGAUUGCAGGUUAAGUCAUGUAUUUUUCCUUUUCUUUAAUUUUUCUGAAGUCGUCUUUGCAUGCUCGAUGAUUGGCAGUAAGUCAAAAUAAAAAGAAAACAAAAGCAAGCGUAUUACUAUGUUUCUUAGUUCAUAAGCUUUUAU
Loa loa (African eye worm) is the source of this 1192-nucleotide messenger RNA. RefSeq names its product tetraspanin family protein. Lineage: Eukaryota; Metazoa; Nematoda; Chromadorea; Rhabditida; Onchocercidae. The record is from RefSeq and is a predicted model, not a curated record. The coding region runs from base 1 to 948 and encodes 315 amino acids. The transcript is spliced from 7 exons. Gene Ontology annotation, cellular component: membrane.